CCCCACCAGCUGCCAGGGUUAUGUCUGGAAGAAUAGGACAGAAUCCAUCAGUUACCAGUGAAAAGUUUCAUGUUGCUCCUCUGACCUCACUUGACCUCUAAAACAAUAAAGCCUCAACUUCAUCUUGUAGAUAAAUGUUUCUUUCCAGUGCCAGGAGUGGCUCUCCUCUUCCAGGUGGUCCCGACAGGAAACCGCUUGAGUGUGUCUUGGAGCUUUGACUUCACACUUCACUCUUGCUGCAGAGGCAAGAGUGCCAUGCCAGAGGGGUCUCAGUCUGCUCUCCACCAGGGCCCAAUGGGGGAAGAGUCUCCUCAGCUGUCUGCAUCGCUCCCCCACACCGAACAUGACCCACCGCACACAGACCCUGACUGCUACACCCGAAUCUGCAUGGACCCUCUGGAAGGUGAGAGCAAGCGGCCGGUGAGCCUGGUGUCCACCCUGUCCUCUGGAUCGUCCCGGGACAGCCACAGUCUCUUCGGGAGCACUGUGGCCCUCCCCUCCUCCGCCACACCGCCCAUACCCAGCGAGGACGACAUCGACCUGGAGCUCAGUCCCGCUCAUUGUAACGGACAGCACACUACAGAGCCAGAGGGUAAUGACCACUGGAAAGAUGUGAACCAGUGGAACAAUAAUAACGCCAAACGGAAAUCCAACGGCAACAUGCGGCAUUUCCAGCCUCCCCCUGUUAUAACGGACGCCAUGGCACCUAACCCCAAGUUGACGUAUGUCGACCGGGUUGUCAUGGAGAUUAUCGAGACGGAGCGCAUGUAUGUCAAAGAUCUACGGAGUAUUGUGGAGGAUUAUUUGGCGCAUAUUAUUGAUACAAACAACCUUCCUAUUCGACCAGAGCAGGUGUGUGCCUUGUUUGGAAACAUUGAAGACAUCUAUGUGUUCAACAGUGAGCUCCUACAGUCAUUAGACAUGUGUCAGAGAGACCCUGUGGCAGUUGCCCAGUGUUUUGUGGAUAAGAGUGAAUCUUUUGAAAUAUACACACAAUAUUGUAACAACUACCCCAACUCAGUGGCAGCACUUACAGAUUGCAUGAGGUGUAAAAAUUUGGCCAAGUUCUUUAAAGAUCGACAGGCCACUCUGAAACGCUCCCUGCCAUUAGGCUCAUACCUGCUCAAGCCAGUCCAGAGAAUCCUCAAAUAUCACCUGCUCCUUCAGGAAAUCGCAAAACACUUUGACCCUGAUGAGGAGGGUUGUGAGGUGGUUCAGGAGGCCAUAGAAACCAUGACAGGAGUGGCUUGGUACAUAAACGAUAUGAAGAGGAAACAUGAGCAUGCUGUCAGAGUGCAGGAGAUCCAGUCUCUUCUGAUCAACUGGAAGGGUGCUGACCUGACCACCUAUGGAGAGCUGGUGUUGGAGGGCACUUUUCAUGUACUCCGGGCCAAGAACACACGGACACUCUUCUUGUUUGAAAAGAUGCUCCUUAUUACCAAGAAACGAGGAGAAAACUACGUCUACAAGACCCACAUCUCUUGUUCGACUUUAAUGCUACUUGACAGCGCCAAAGAUCCCUUACUCUUUAGUGUCAUCCAUUUCAAGCACCCUAAGCAGCCCCACACAGUGCAGGCUAAGUCUAUUGAAGAGAAGAAUCUCUGGUCACAUAACAUUAAGAGGCUCAUACUUGAAAACCACAGCACUAUUGUUCCACCAAAGGCCAAAGAAGCCAUGAUGGAUAAUGCUAAUUAUCCAGGAAAGUACAACUACAGUCCUGAGAGGUUGAAGAAAUCAAGUGAUCAGACUGAAGACCUCCACUUAGCCACCAGAACUGGACGCAGAAGAUCUGAACCUGCUAAACAGAUCUUUAGAAGUGCAAAAGCUGUACUGAAGCACGCAGACAGUGAGGGUGCCCUGCUGGGAGACAGGUGUCCCCUCCAGCCCACAUCCUAUGUCAGGACCCUUGGCUGCACUCUAGACGAGCCCCAGGCUCACAGGCCCAAUGUGGAGGAUUUCAUUACCUCAAGGGAGCAUCUAAGUACCCCUGAAUGUGAUGAGAGGCCAGGUUGCCCCACUGAUGGGGCACAGGACUGUGACAAGCCAAAGGAGGCUGACGAAGAUGAAGACGAAGAGGGGGACAAUUACAAAGAGGAUAGUCUGAUGGGGGGCGACCAGGUAGCCGAUUUUGCCAGCUCAGUGCUGGCGGCCAUCUCCUGCUGGCAGUCUAGAAGCAGGGCUAUGCUUUCUACUCACUUCUCAAUGGAUGAUAAAGACACAGCUAAUUUACAGGAAACCCCAUUGGGGGAGACAGAGCCUCAGCGCCUGGGGGACAAGCAUGGAGCUACUGCUGGGACAGACGUUCACACGACUCAGGUCACUGUAGAGGAUCUACGCUCUCUAGACUUUGUUUCUCCCAAAAACAGCAACCAUCACCAUGAGGUGCCAUACUGUCACACACCAGAGUCCUUACAAACCAGCACCCCAGAACUCCACAACACAUCCCAGGAGACUGCAGAGGAGGAAGAGGAAGGAGGAAGUGACUCUUCCAGUUUUCAUGUGGAGGAGACAAAUGUCCUGACAAACGGAGAGAUGUCAGAGGAGGAGCCUGAGAUGGUAGCGCACAGUAAACACAUGUUGAACCAGGCCAGUGUGAUGGCUCAACACUACAUUAACAACAUUUCCAGACAGAGCAGUCUCAUCUCAGAUGACUUGGGUUCAGUUGCAUGUUCCUCACCUUUGACCGAUAAUGAGCCUCUUACAAGCUCCUCUGUGUGUUUAGACCGAGAGAAGGACAGUCAAGUGUUUAGUAGCUCUCCAGAACCAAUACUAUCUUCUCACCAACCUGCGCUAAAUGACUUCAAUAAAGAAGAGCGUCGGUCCACUCUUUCUAAGCAGGAUCGACUCCUCAUCCACAAAAUCCGAACAUAUUAUGAACAUGCAGAGGACCAGGAUGUGAACUUCAGCAUCAAACGCAGAGAGAGUCUCUCCUACAUCCCUGCAGGUAUGGUCCGACAGCUGAGCAGACAGAUAGACAGUGCGCCCCUGGACCAGGCUACACCACCUCACAGAAAAGAACUGUCCCGAAACAGACCCACUUCCUGGUCUGUGUUUGAUCUUCCCGGAUUGGACAAAAAUCAAAACACUGAAACAACAUUAACCAGCAUCAGUAAUGAUGUGUUCAAACCGUCAUCAGAAAUGCUCAAGCUUUGGGAAGAAACAGACAUAAAAGAAGAAGAAAGUGAAGCUCAGUACACUGUACAGCAGUCUGAAGAUCUCUUAUUACAAACCCCGCAUAAUGUCAGUUUAGAGGGCCCAGAAGAAGACAUCUCUGAGCCUCAUACUCUAGUACAUAGCCCCACCCCCAGUAUCUCCUCUCCAUCUGUCCUGGAGCACGCUGAACCAGACUCUGAACUGGAUGAGGACCAUUUCAGUCCACAGCAUUUACCCAAAAGCAUCAGUUUCCGGACAAGCAUGGAAGAGGAUCAAAUCCUCCAAGAUAUGGGAAAGAUGAAAAACAAAGUUUUUCAGCUGGCACGUCAAUAUAGCCAACGCAUCAAAAAUAACAAGCCAGUGAAGUGGCAAAAAAGCCAAGAAACUGGAAAUCAACCUGGCCUGAGAAGCAUGCUGGCUGUCCAAGAAGAAAGAACACAGUUUAGAAAAAACGGUAAGCCAAACCUGAGAUUGGCUUUGAAUGUUGCCACUCAAGCAGUCAUCCAUGAAGUGCGUUCACCCAGCCCAGUGCAGACUCCCAGCUCAGGUCUGAGCUCUCACAGCACUCUUGUCUCUCCACAAACACCCCAGUCUGAGAACUUCCACUGGCCUGAUGUUCAGGAGCUGCGUUCCAAAUACACACAGGACACUGAGGCCAACUCAUCCAAAGUGUCCCAAAGCAGCACACUGGCGCAUGUGCCACUCGACAGCACACUGAACAGGAGCAAGAAGGACUCACCGAAGUACAGCAGCUCCUCCGAUCUCCAUAAAGCCCUGGCAGACUGUCCCAGGUCUAAGUCUGUACCAGUGCACCAGGGGGGAAGGUUUGGGAUGGAGGACUGGCCCCUCCCUAAGGGCAAUUCAGUCCUGUGCAGGUGGAGCUCCCUGGAUCACAUGCUCGGCUCUCACCCCCUGCAUGAAGUCCAAAACCUGCAGCGUCCUGUGAGGGGCCUGCACACAACCAGCCAACUGUGUCUGGCCUCCAAAGACUCUGAGAGCCACCUCCAUGACGGUCUGGACUCUGGGGCUGCCCUCAGUUCAGGGAAAAUGACUGAAAGCAAUAUUGUGAAAAGUUUACGAGAAAAAUUUCUGAGUUUAAGUACAAGCUCUUAACACAUUUAAUUGUUGGCAAAUUUGUUUGUUGUAUUAAGUUGGAGCCACAAUAUAUGAUUGCCAUGAGUCGCCAUGAGGGAAAUGUAUUAUUUAAUGUUUUGUAAAUAUGGAUAUUAGACUGUGCUGUACAAAGUUUUGUAAAUCUGUAAAUACCAUCAGUAAUGGCAGGAUAAGAUCCUGUUAUUUGGUUCCAAACCAUUAUUGGCCAUUUGCUAUAACCACUAUAGCAGCACUGCUCUAACCAUGUCAAGUGUAAGGCUUUCAGGGGAACACAAAGGGGCCACAUCAGAUGAAGUGUUUGCUGCUUAUGUCUAUAGCCAAAGAGACUUUGUUUUAUAUUUGUGAACUCGGAACAAUAGGCUUCCACAUGCACAUUAACAUCACUGGAGCUGUUUUGUCAUUUUACCCAGUACUGCGUAUUUAUGAAUCUGUGAGGUUUUGAGCUUCAUGUAAAUACUGAUCUAUCACCUUUUUACUUUUGUUUUUCAGAAAA
Molecule: messenger RNA, 4759 nt
Organism: Periophthalmus magnuspinnatus
Lineage: Eukaryota; Metazoa; Chordata; Actinopteri; Gobiiformes; Gobiidae
Product: pleckstrin homology domain-containing family G member 3
Exons: 19
Coding region: 256-4266 (1336 amino acids)
Molecular function (GO): guanyl-nucleotide exchange factor activity
Source: RefSeq, a predicted model, not a curated record